This is a messenger RNA of Alternaria arborescens, 423 nucleotides long. RefSeq lists its product as hypothetical. The transcript has a single exon. The record is from RefSeq and is a predicted model, not a curated record. Bases 1 to 423 code for a protein of 140 amino acids. NCBI's taxonomy places the organism in Eukaryota, Fungi, Ascomycota, Dothideomycetes, Pleosporales, Pleosporaceae.
AUGCCUUUCUCAAAUCUUUGGGCACCGGGUGACGGGGACUCCUGGGAGCUCACCGAGUGGUAUGACGAGGAUUUUGACCAAGAUCUUGUCUAUCAGUGCGACCUUCUUGAGGGGAGCAUGUUUGAUGGUGCAAAAUCUACGAAACACGAUCUGCUCGAAAUCACGCAACAGUUCUUCGCCGCUUUUGUCCCCAGCUUCAAUGGCGCCACAAAUCAAACACUAGAUAAGACACAGAAUCUGCUAGAGACUGCCAUGUUCAUCGCUAAUCGAGCGUCUCUCACCUUAUCUUCCCCAGAUUUCAGCCGGAACAUAUCACAAGAUAUGGAUGGACGUAAUAUCUACACUUCACCUGGUAUUGCAGUACCAAAGCCCGUUCUACCAAGAUCAGGCGUCAUCAUCAUGUCGGUUUUGAUAGGCCUUUAA